Messenger RNA from Mucor velutinosus, 630 nucleotides. RefSeq lists its product as uncharacterized. The record is from RefSeq and is a predicted model, not a curated record. The coding region runs from base 1 to 630 and encodes 209 amino acids. Lineage: Eukaryota; Fungi; Mucoromycota; Mucoromycetes; Mucorales; Mucoraceae. The transcript has a single exon.
AUGAAAGUGUCUAAAUCAACACCGAAUUCCAAUUCUGGGUCCAUUUCUACUCCCACUACUACUACUCUUCCCAAUAACAAAGUAAGCAAGCCUUUGGUCACUACAAACAACAUCUCAACCACGGAUAAAGCUUUAGUGGAUUUCUGUCGGUGUUUAUACCAAGCCAAGGCAGUGGUAAGAGAACUAGAGUCUUUCAGUAAUUCUGUGUGUCCAGCCUUAAAACGAUACCAUCCCGAAUUAUUACAAAAUGAAGAUACCACAGGCGGCAUCUCUCGCUAUGGCAAUGGCUUAUUGCUGAAACAAGUAGAUCAGUAUUUGAACACAACAUUUCGUAAAUUCACUCGUCUCUGUAAUAUCUUAAUGGUGGUUUUGACUCAAAUGGAAGCAAAAGGAGCUGGUCAAAUCAAGAGGGAACGAAUUGACUCUUUUAGAUUCGAGGUUUGGGAAGAAUGGAAAACUGCUACCAGUAUAAAGCAAAGGUUGAUAUACUUCACUCAACAAUGCGAUAUCAAGGAAAAGAAUGUAUAUACCUCAAUCACAACCACAACUACCACAACCACCACCACAACUCUGAAAGACAAAUCCUCGUCGUCAACGACAAUCACUUCUACUUCAACUACUUUACCUUGA